This is a messenger RNA of Trichomonas vaginalis G3, 957 nucleotides long. RefSeq names its product protein serine/threonine kinase protein. The record is from RefSeq and is a predicted model, not a curated record. Gene Ontology annotation, biological process: protein phosphorylation. Gene Ontology annotation, molecular function: protein kinase activity; ATP binding. Lineage: Eukaryota; Parabasalia; Trichomonadida; Trichomonadidae. The coding region runs from base 1 to 957 and encodes 318 amino acids. The transcript has a single exon.
AUGCAGACGCUUUCCUUCCCAGAGACAGGGGAAAGAUUUCAAGUUACUGAAGUGAUGCAGCGUUCCAACGAUAUAAUGGUAAUGAAAGUCAUUAAUAAAAACAAAACAGAAUUCCUUUGCAAGGCAUUUAAUAAAACAAAAUUAGAGCAAACUAACUCCUACGAUAAUUUUGUUAAACGCCUGACAAUCAUUAAGCAGCUAAAUCAUCCGAACAUUCCUCGCGUUAUCAGUAUUCAAGAAUUUGGAAAUUAUAUAUUUAUUUUCUUUGAAGCAAUUCAUUUUGUUACCGCACAAGAAUAUCUAUGUUCAAAUGGAAACAUGACCCCAGAAGAAAUCCUAUCGAUUCUUACUCAACUUCUCUCAGUUAUAAAAUUUACUCACAAUCUUGGUCUUUACCAUGGCUUCAUAACGCUUGAUAAUAUAAUGUUUGAUAAGGAUAUGGUCCCGCAACUUGCUAAUUUCCAUCUCGGAGCUAAUAUUAAUCAAACUGCUUUUGAAUCAAUUUCAGAGUACGUCAACUAUACUACUCCUGAAGAAUUAAAAGGAUCUUCAGUUGAUUAUUUUGCUACCGAUAUCUGGCGCUUAGGAGUUUGCGUUUAUACUUUAUUAACCGGAUCUUUUCCUUUUUCGGAUACUAAUAGGGCCAAAUUAUGCCAAAGCAUUAUGAAGAAUGAGCCUGAUUUCAAAAAUAUUCCGCCAACAAUAAGUGGCCGAAUUAGAUUAAUGUUAAUGAAAGAUCCGAAAGAACGUCCAUCAGCUUCCCAACUCUUAUCUCAGAACAUAGAUCACAGAAUUGUUUCUGUUGGGUUGAAACAAGCAACAACUACUGCUGGGCAUUUGUUACGGUCAAUUCAAUCUCAGUAUAAGAUUUCCGAGAUUACAAAAGCUACUACAGUGAACUUUAGGCACUGUAUGCAUCCAACAUAUUGUGAUCUGCCAAAAAUUGAACCAAAAUAA